Scophthalmus maximus (turbot) is the source of this 3248-nucleotide messenger RNA. RefSeq lists its product as uncharacterized. The coding region runs from base 190 to 1035 and encodes 281 amino acids. The transcript is spliced from 2 exons. Gene Ontology annotation, molecular function: protein binding. The record is from RefSeq and is a predicted model, not a curated record. Lineage: Eukaryota; Metazoa; Chordata; Actinopteri; Pleuronectiformes; Scophthalmidae.
CGAAAUAUUAACUUGUUACCUCAAGAAAAAAAAGGUUGUUUCCUCUUAUAACUUAUAGCUAAUAUUUAACCUAUAAGACAACAGGAGAGCCACGCCAGCAUAGAUGAUAUCUUGACAGCAGUAGCUGAAAAUGUCAGAACCCCUCGCCAGCAGGGGGUGCUGCAGCGCUGCCUCCAGCGUCCCUGCGCCAUGGCCUCUUUAACCGUCACCUCGUCGGCCCGGAGCGUCGAGGAGCAUCGGAGGUCCUGCUCCCUGCGCUUCUACCGGGCCGUGCGGGACCUGAAGCCGGUCUGGAUGCUGGAGGACAUGCGGACAAUGGAGACGUUCUACUCGGAGGAGGACGCGCGACAGAGGAACUUCACCCCGUCGGAGGCGCUGCUCUACGCCAUCGUCCACGACCACCGGGAAUACGCGCGGUUCCUGCUCAGCCGGCACACGGAGGAGGCGCUGGCGAGGCCCGGGGAGCGCGUCUGCUGCUGCCCGCCGUCGCACCUGACCACGGCUGUGCGCUACGACCGGCGCUACAUCCUCGGCCUCAUCCUACAGGAGUCUCACCGGAUGCCCAGCUCGCCCUCCAACACGAACCGGGCCAGGUGUCUCCCGGCGGAGGGCGGCAGGACCCCCCUGCAUCUGGCCUGUGAGCUCCUGCGGCCGGAGGCGGUCGUCCUGCUGCUGGGGAACGGGGCGUCCCCGCACGCGCAGGACCAGAUCGGCUGGACCCCGCUGGACGUCGUGCUGGAGAAGCUCCGAGAGUCCGUGGAGGUGAACGAAGGGGAGAGGAGGCAGUGCCUGGACAACCUGCUCAUGUUCAUGCCGAAGGUGCACUUCAAACUGAAAGCGGCCCUGGGCAGAGAGCCGGGCCGCUGGGGCAAGGUGCUCGGCGAGGAGACGUACGAGUACCUGGCAGGACGGAGCCCGGCACCGCUGUUCCUCUGCGCCAUGCAGACGGUCCUGCAGCAGCUGAGCCCCGCCACCUUCCCGGACAGCCUGCACGGGCUGCCCAUCCCCUCCUCCCUCAAGCCGCGGCUGGUGUAGCGCUGUUGGACAGCAGGGACAGUUGGAAGGAACCAACAGCCAUAUUCCCAGGCAUGGAUCUGUCUCAGAGGAGCUGCUGAUUUAGAUUUUUAAUUUGAGUUGCAUCAACAGCAAUGUGAAAGACAGCAAUCUUAUAGAUCGUUUGAAGAGAGGGGACUUGAAAGAAAUAGGAAUCCAAGUGUUGAUCUCAUUUGGCCUUUUUUUGACCUUACAAUGCCAUUGGACACGUUUGUAGAUAAUUAUUCCUUCACAAUGAAUUAUUAAAGACAUAAAUAUUGGGGGUCAUACUUGGAAUUUGUCCACUCAACAGAUUGUUAUUAGUUUUCCUCUCCACUGGCAGCACAUGUACCUGGACUGAGAGCUAAGAGGUGGACCUUAAACGGAUGGUUCAGUGAUUUUGAAGUGGGGUUGUAUGACUUACCUAUGCAUAGUUAAUAUGUAACCUUAUGGAGAUGGUGAUCAGCGAUGUCAUUUGACGGAGUUUGGAGGAGAAGUGGAAGAAGCGUAAGUCCCAAGACUGUCGCGACCUGGCUCUUAAGGCCAUGAUGACAAAACAAACAACACACCAUUAAAACAAUGAAAUCCAAUUUAUUGGACAACUUCAACAACCCAAAGUCUUCACUAACUCGUCUAUGGAGUGUGUCUGUAUGUAGACGUUAUGUAGUGUGGUAAUCUCUCCCUCUUUUUAUUGGAAGUUCAGUCUGGGUCAUGCAACAGCAACAUGAUUCCACUCAUUCAUAAAUUAGUUUAUUAUUUGUGACCUUACUCUGUCCCUGAUGGGAUCCUGUAGAACAAUGACUCUGGUUUCCAGUGAUCUGAUUGGCCAUUAUUGGGGCUGUUGACAGGUUUUGAUCUCGUAUCUGGAACGUAACCUGCUCUGGAGCAGGCUAGCCGUUCAGCAUUGGUAACCAUGGUGAUUUAUCCCAGUAAGAAGAGAACUGGCUUCGUAGGACGGAAAGUUAAAGCUGAAGUUACCUGAAUAAACGCAAAUCCUGCUUCGUAAGAUGGGCCCUGGUCUGAAACCGAAAACCUGGAGGUCAGGUUCAAACUCAAGAGUUUCUUAACCCUGGGGUGUAUUCCAGACAACGGGUUUUGUCUUUUUUAUCUCCUCCCUUUUCCUGAACCUGAACCAGCUGAUGAACAAUGGCUUGUCCCCAGGGAUCAUCAAGGAGGAAUUCUUAUGUGACUGAUGUAGAAAUAAUUUAUUUAAUGAUGAUAUUAGAAAUGAUAUUUUGUUCAAUUUAUAUUCUAAUCUUUGACCAAUCAUUAAGCAGCUGACCAGAUCAUGUUAUUUUCACUUACAAGCUUAUAAGCAAUCUAAGAUCUAUCAUUUCAACCACAGAACUUGAAAUGCCAACACAUGCUUUCAUCUCAUCUCGCAUCGACUUCUGUAAUGCACUCUUCUCCUCACUCAAUGUAUCUGCUCCUGACCAACUUCAGGUCGUCCAAAAUGCCGCCGCACCUUUAAUCACUAGGUCAAACAGAUGAUCCCACAUCACCACUGUGCUCAAACCUCUUCACUGGCCCCCUGUCCCUUAGAAUCCACUUUACAAUCCUCACUCACCAAGCUGUACACGGCCGGGCCCCCUCAUAUAUCUGAAUUGCUUCACCCCUGUAGUCAAAUUCGCUCCCUCAGAUCAAACUUGAUAAACCUGCUUUCUGUUCCACACACAGGCCUUGUGGUGACCGAGCAUUUGAAUCAGUGGCACCUUAAUUAUGGAACACCCUGCCAGCCACCACGACCCCAUACCUUGUCAUCAUACUUUAAACCAUAUUUGGCAAAAUCACUGGAGUAUUAAGUACUUCCAACUGCAAGGGGUUCUCAAGGUAGAUAACUCCAUCAGUGACUGUUGAGAGAAAAGAAAAGGAAAUGGAAUAAAGACACAAACACUCACAGUUUAUGUAGCCCCCUCCUGGGGGGCGACUGGCCCAGGUGAGCUCCCUCCAGGGACGCACCCUCUCCCACCGGUCUCCCAGUGUUCUGGCUCAAAGCUGCUGGGCCUCUGUGAGAGGGGGGGGGGGGGGGGGUGGUGGCCUCUGCCCUCUUUCUAUAAACUGAAUUUAGGUCAAAUGUUAAUCUACAAAACAGAAUAUUUAAGGACAUUUGUGUGUUGGAGCAGCAUUCGGCUGGCGGUUACACAGCUACUACAAGUUGAAAAAAACACUGAUAUUUACUUUGUAAAUAUGUGAAAUGAUUAAAACUAUAUGCCUUA